This is a messenger RNA of Zasmidium cellare ATCC 36951, 1056 nucleotides long. RefSeq lists its product as uncharacterized. The record is from RefSeq and is a predicted model, not a curated record. NCBI's taxonomy places the organism in Eukaryota, Fungi, Ascomycota, Dothideomycetes, Mycosphaerellales, Mycosphaerellaceae. Gene Ontology annotation, cellular component: TRAPP complex; Golgi apparatus. Gene Ontology annotation, molecular function: protein binding. The transcript has a single exon. Bases 1 to 1056 code for a protein of 351 amino acids.
AUGACCAGCCUACAUUUCCUCCAAGAUAGCGACUCGUACCAUCAGCUGUUUGCUGACGACAUCCCCAAGGCGUUCCUCGAUUCCGAAUAUCAGCCAUCACUCAACGCCACUCUUCCGGAACUUCUCCAAGGCGGCCACUUCAGACGAGCAGCCGAGAAGUCCUUGCGAGACCUUCUGGCCAGCCCGUCAGAUGCUGCCGAGCAAAUUUUUCAACUUCUCUAUACCCGCUUGGCCUGUCUGAUCUUGAUCUCGCGCCCGGAUAUUGCUGCCCAGGAAGCGAUCCCGCUCAUCGAUCUCUUAGCUCGCAGCUCGGCUGCCGGCGACGACGUCUUACCGCUGGUACCUUGGGAUCUAAGGCUGCUCUUGGUUCGUCUACAGUCCAUCGGAGCGGCCGACGGCGGGCGCAGAGGGAUCAUGGCUCUGUACGCACUCGCCGGCGAAGUGAGAGCUAAUCUCCGAAACGUGCAGCAAAGUGGCGAUGAUGCUGGUGCCACGCUUUGGACGGAGCGGCUCCUGGAUCUAGGUCUACGAGUUUGUGACGCUUUGGUAGAGAUGGGCGAGUUGGAAACUGCGACACGGCAUCUCGACACUUUGACUGACGUGGACGCGGACGAGCUGGCCUAUAGGAAAGCCCUGCUUCGUGUGCGAGUUGGCGAUGUCUCUGGAGCCAGAAUCUCAGCAAACAACAUCAACAACGUAUCAAGGAAGAAAGGAUUCGAGGCUUCAUUGGAAGUAGCAGACGGUGAAUACUCUGUCGCGGUGGGCAGCAUGCGAACUCUCAUGGCGGAAUACCCCGAAGACGAGCAGUUUGCCCAGAAUGCUGCCGUAGCCUUGCUCUAUACUGGCCACAUCACCUCCGCCCGCGACCUUCUCGAAGAUCUAGCCUCCCGCACACCGAUGUUCCCUACCUUGCUUUUCAACCUCAGCACAGUUUACGAACUCUGUAGCGAGCGUGCUCCAGAGCGGAAGACUGCACUUACCGAACAAGCCGCAGCAAAGACACCAGGGCCACAGAGCGGUGGGUGGGAACGGGCCACGUUCGAGUUCAAGCUCUAG